Messenger RNA from Rhodamnia argentea, 759 nucleotides. Its product is annotated as probable glycosyltransferase At5g03795. The transcript has a single exon. The record is from RefSeq and is a predicted model, not a curated record. NCBI's taxonomy places the organism in Eukaryota, Viridiplantae, Streptophyta, Magnoliopsida, Myrtales, Myrtaceae. The coding region runs from base 1 to 759 and encodes 252 amino acids. Gene Ontology annotation, molecular function: glycosyltransferase activity.
AUGCUCGUCGCAGACCCCUCUUUCCUCCUCCUACUCUCUCUUCUGACUCCACUGUCCGUACACUUCACUCCUCCUCCUCCUCCUCCUCCGCCGCGGUACCUAUCGCCCCCAAUUUUCGCCGCCGACUACGACGACAUGCUCGCGAACUUCGGGAUCUUCGUCUACGACGCCCGGAGGACCUACAAGAUCAAAUCGGAAGCCGAAACGCUCUUCCUCGCUUCCCUCCUCGGCAGCCCCUUCUUCACCGAGAAACCUAGCGAGGCCCGCCGAGCACCUGGCGUACGCGAGGCUCGGCGCGAUCAAGGACCCCUGCCUGGCCCGCCGGUUAGCCGAAGAUCGGGACUUCCUGAUCGAGUCCGAGCCGUCGGAUCGGAGACCUUCGAGCGCCGGCUCGCGAUGAGCGAGUUCUGCUUGUUUGACUACGGAGGUGACGUGUCGGGGAUCAGGGACGCGAUGCGGCUCGGGUGCGUGGUUGGGGUGAUCACGGACCGUCCCAUCCAGGACCUGCCGUUGAUCGACGUGCUGAGGUGGCAGGAGAUGGCGGUGGCGGGGGGCGGCGGCGGGGCGGAGGGAGUGAAGCGCGCGCUGAGGGAGAUGACGAGGGAGCAUGUGGAGAGGAUGAGGGGAUCGUGUGUGGCCGCCAGCAGGCACUUCGCGUGGAACCAGUCGCCUCAGCUGUUGGAUGCGUUCCACAUGGUGGUGUAUCAGCUUUGGCUCAGACGGCACUCGAUCAGAGACGCGCGGAGAGAGUGGAGUUAA